Messenger RNA from Hordeum vulgare subsp. vulgare (domesticated barley), 1995 nucleotides. Its product is annotated as ammonium transporter 1 member 1. Lineage: Eukaryota; Viridiplantae; Streptophyta; Magnoliopsida; Poales; Poaceae. The transcript has a single exon. Gene Ontology annotation, biological process: ammonium homeostasis; ammonium transmembrane transport. The record is from RefSeq and is a predicted model, not a curated record. Gene Ontology annotation, cellular component: membrane. Gene Ontology annotation, molecular function: ammonium channel activity. The coding region runs from base 100 to 1584 and encodes 494 amino acids.
UCCCCCCAGCCUGCUCACCACGCCAUUCCCGGCCGCGCGCUUCCCGAUUCCGAUCGCCGGACACCAACCACUUUCCCAAGUAGAGGGGCCGCCGCGGAGAUGUCGGCGACGUGCGCGGCGGACCUGGGGCCGCUGCUGGGUGCGGCGGCGGCGAACGCCACGGACUACCUGUGCAACAGGUUCGCCGACACCACGUCGGCGGUGGACUCCACGUACCUGCUCUUCUCGGCCUACCUCGUCUUCGCCAUGCAGCUCGGCUUCGCCAUGCUCUGCGCGGGCUCCGUCCGGGCCAAGAACACCAUGAACAUCAUGCUCACCAACGUGCUCGACGCCGCCGCCGGCGCGCUCUUCUACUACCUCUUCGGCUUCGCCUUCGCCUUCGGCACCCCGUCCAACGGGUUUAUCGGGAAGCACUUCUUCGGCCUCAAGGACAUGCCGCAGACCGGCUUCGACUACAGCUUCUUCCUCUUCCAGUGGGCCUUCGCCAUCGCCGCCGCCGGCAUCACCUCGGGCUCCAUCGCCGAGAGGACGCAGUUCGUCGCCUACCUCAUCUACUCGGCCUUCCUCACCGGGUUCGUCUACCCGGUCGUGUCCCACUGGAUCUGGUCCGUGGACGGCUGGGCCUCGGCGGCCCGCACGUCCGGCCCGCUGCUCUUCAAGUCCGGGGUGAUCGACUUCGCCGGCUCCGGCGUCGUGCACAUGGUGGGCGGCAUCGCCGGCUUCUGGGGCGCGCUCAUCGAGGGCCCCCGCAUCGGCCGGUUCGACCACGCCGGCCGCUCGGUGGCGCUCAAGGGCCACAGCGCGUCGCUCGUGGUGCUGGGGACCUUCCUGCUCUGGUUCGGAUGGUACGGGUUCAACCCGGGGUCCUUCGUCACCAUCCUCAAGUCGUACGGGCCGCCGGGGAGCAUCCACGGGCAGUGGUCGGGCGUGGGCCGCACCGCCGUGACGACGACGCUGGCGGGCAGCGUGGCGGCGCUGACGACGCUGUUCGGGAAGCGGCUGCAGACGGGGCACUGGAACGUGGUGGACGUCUGCAACGGCCUGCUCGGCGGGUUCGCGGCCAUCACCGCCGGCUGCAGCGUGGUCGACCCGUGGGCCGCCGUCAUCUGCGGCUUCGUGUCCGCCUGGGUGCUCAUCGGGCUCAACGCGCUCGCCGCCCGCCUCAAGUACGACGACCCGCUGGAGGCCGCGCAGCUCCACGGCGGAUGCGGCGCCUGGGGGAUCAUCUUCACGGCGCUCUUCGCCAAGCGGCAGUACGUGGAGGAGAUCUACGGCCCCGGCAGGCCGUACGGGCUGUUCCUGGGCGGCGGCGGGCGGCUGCUGGCGGCGCACAUCGUGCAGAUCCUCGUCAUCGCCGGGUUCGUCAGCUGCACCAUGGGACCGCUCUUCUUCGCGCUCAAGAAGCUGGGCCUGCUCCGCAUCUCGGCCGAGGACGAGAUGGCCGGCAUGGACCUGACCAGGCACGGCGGGUUCGCCUACGUCUACCACGACGACGACGAGCACGACAAGUCGGUGGGCGGCUUCAUGCUCAGGUCGGCGCAGACCCGCGUCGAGCCGGCGGCGGCGGCCAACAGCCAGGUCUAACCAAUCAUGCAUGCCGGCAAGAAAUCCAGUGGAAAUUCGUUCGCCUUUCAGUUCUCGCGCGCGCGUCAUGUCGUGAUCCGAUCGAUAUUUUCCGGUGCUGUUUGGGCCAAUGCUUUGCCGCUCUUGUGUUUCCUUCACAAGAUUGUAAAAUUACACUAGGACGAGGUUAAAUUUUUCUUCCCUUUUUUGUGUACAUGCGUGCGUUUAGAGAUGUGUGGUGUGCGGAUGGGAUCUGCAGGGCCGGGGGUUUUCUUCCUUGGUGAUGAUAAUGAUGUCAUUUUUGUGGUGGAAUUUUGUGAUCGUAAGGGUGUGGUCAAGAUAGGUGGCUGUUGAAGGUUGAAUUGUUGAGAUUUGUCCUCUUGUACGGGCUACACCUCUCUAUCAAAACUUUGGCGCGUUUUCCCGAGCGAA